Molecule: messenger RNA, 1626 nt
Organism: Rotaria socialis
Lineage: Eukaryota; Metazoa; Rotifera; Eurotatoria; Philodinida; Philodinidae
Source: the annotation of a GenBank genome assembly
AUGAGUAUCUCUCUUCAAGCAGACGAUAGUCAUUGUCAUACACCAUCACUGACUGAUUUUGUUCGAGAUUCAUUGCCAGAAAUUUGUUUUGAUUCUGGAUCAGCUGGCUUUUUAAAUUAUUCAAUGGAUAGUGUUCAAUUUUACAAUGCGCAUUGUCGUAUAUACCAAGAUAUAAAACGAUGUUUAGAUACAAAAUUAAAGCAUUGUGAUGGAAUAAGAGCUGGUUUCAAUCGACAUAUAUUAAAUUUAAUUGAGAGUUAUCAAUUACCAUUGGAAUAUUUUAAUUAUGAUAAAAAAGUCUAUGAUGAUAAUCAUUAUCUACAAAAUUUGAUCCCUUUUUGUGAUGGAGAUAAACUGUCAAAUCAUUUUUCACAACAAUUUGAUCGGUCGUUAUUGAAUUGUUUAACAAAAACAACUUUAAAUAAACAUAAAGAAUGUUUAACAAUAUUUAAACAAAACAUUCAUACAAUAUUGCAAACAAAAACAUCAUUGAAUGAAAUCACGAAAUGGUCAGAAGAUUUUCUUCGAUGUAUUUACAAUUCAAUUCCAACUAGUUGUCCAACAGCAACCAAAGAAGUAUUUGUUUUCAAAGAACUAUUAGCGGUACCCGAUAAGCAUAAUGAAUCAACAUCAACAUCAUUAAAUAUCAUGAAAAUUGUCAAACAAAAAUUACCAAGUCAAAAUGUAGAAGGAUUUGCACAAUCAAAACGAGCGACAUCAUCUAUUCAUGGUGAUCCACAUAUUCUUCAACUUCAUACAAACAAACCGAUCACAUGCAGAUUAUUACACAAUCGCACGUAUCUAUCAAAUCCUCAUUUUAAAAUAACUGGUGUGUCCAAGUAUGUCGGCGAUCCGGACCUGACAGCAACUGCAAUUACAUCUUUACAAAUUGAUUUCUUUAAUUCCAAUGGUAGUUUAAUUUCGUAUUAUAAAGUAUCCAAUGGUAAAUUGCCAUUAGAAUUAAUCUAUUUUGAUUCGUUAGCAUCGUCAAUAAUAAAAAUUGAUUAUAGCGAAAAACAUGCGACUGAAGGUCAUAUCGCUUUGAUUCAUGUUCCAACAUCGACACAAAUCAUAGUUAAUCGAUGGGCAAAUUUUUAUUUUUUUGUUGUUCGUUCAUCGGAAUUGUUAUUAAAUAAUUCCGAUGGAUAUUUAAUAACAGGUUGUCCUCAAAAUGAAAUUAUCGAUCGGCAAGCUAUCAUUGCACGUUUAAAAGAACGUUUUGCACAAAGUCAACGGAAAACUAUAGUUGGCACAACACGUCAACGUCGCCAUAUAUCUUUAGAAGAAUCACAAUUGCCCAACGAAUGUGAACGCAUUUGUUCAUCGAACAACAAUGAAUUUCCGGAUGAAUGCUUAUUUGACUGUUUAGCUAUUGCGUCAGUAAAUGCUACACAAGCAUUGCAUGUAAAUCAAAUGCAUAUUAGAAUGAGUCGAGAACGGCGACAACUUGUUGACAACGAUAAACGUGUUGUUCGUGAAUUUGAACAAUGUUAUACAAAAGGAUUAGCUUGUAAAAGAACACAUGACCCAGAUGAAAGCAAUCAUGGAGAAAGAAUAAUAAAACAAACUUCAUUGUUAACAAUUAGUAGUAUUUUAUAUACUAUUGCAUUAUUUAGCUUUUUUUAG